AUGGAAACAACAAUACUGGAACUUAAUAAAAGGAUCAACAAUCUCGAACUAAUAGUCCAUCAACAAGAUGAGGAUGAUGAUGAUAAUAAUAAUAAUGAAUCACUAACGUCACAAAUCAACUCAUUGAAAUUAAAACUUUCUAAAACUUAUCAAAUCCAUCCAGAAUUUGAAAAACUCAAUCAACUCAAUUCGAAAUUGAAAACAUGGAAUAAUACAACUACAACUACAACUACCAAACUCAAGGAUAAUGAUAUUUCAAAAGAAGUUAAAUUAGAAACUAUAAAUUUACAUAGUAGUCAUAUUUUAGAAACUUAUCCUACAAUUAUUGAAUUAUUAAAUAUCCAAUACGCGUCAAUACUCAAGAGUUUAAAUAAUUUGGUUAUGACUACAGAUAUUCAAAACAACAAACAGUUGCUUAUAUCAAAGAAACCUCAAUUAGAAAGAAUUAACAGAAUUUAUCAAAUUUUAAAUGUUAAAUCAAUGAUGAUUACUGAGAAAUAUAUCGAAUUGACUAUGAAGGAUAAUAAAUUCUGGAUUGAAUCAGAAAAGCAAUUAGAAAUACUAAAUCAAAAGAUCAAAAAAAUCGAACAAACCAGACAGGAAAUGAACAAAUAUUGA
This is a messenger RNA of Candida tropicalis MYA-3404, 618 nucleotides long. RefSeq lists its product as uncharacterized. The record is from RefSeq and is a predicted model, not a curated record. The transcript has a single exon. Lineage: Eukaryota; Fungi; Ascomycota; Pichiomycetes; Serinales; Debaryomycetaceae. Bases 1 to 618 code for a protein of 205 amino acids.